UUAUAUUUAUGACUCUCUCAAGUUCUCCUUCAAGAAUUCCUCAUGAAAAACCCUAAUUAAUUGUGUGAUGUACAGUAGUAUAUAGGGAUUUAAUUUCAAGGAAAAAAUGAGUUCGAAAGUCUCUUGCGAUGGCACUAGUGUUGAAGCAGGGGGUUGCGGUGGUGCAGGAAGCAGCGGCGGUGGCGGAGGUGGCGGUGGUAGUAAUGGACCAUGUGGAGCAUGCAAGUUCUUGAGAAGAAAGUGUGUGCCGGGGUGCAUUUUUGCACCCUACUUUGAUCAAGAUCAAGGUGCAGCUUAUUUUGCAGCCGUGCACAAGGUGUUUGGAGCCAGUAAUGUGUCGAAGCUCCUCCUCCACAUUCCGUUGCACAAACGGCUCGAUGCGGUGGUGACCAUUUGUUAUGAGGCUCAGUCCCGCCUUAGAGACCCCGUCUAUGGCUGUGUUUCCCACAUUUUUGCCCUUCAACAACAGGUGAUGAAUCUGCAGUCCGAUCUUUCCUACUUACAAGGCCAUCUUGCGGGGCUGCAAAUUCCAACUCCACCACCUCCUCCUCCUCCACCGGUGCAGCCACUAGUAAUGCCACCGGUACUAUCGAUUUCGGACUUGCCGACAUCCGCCAUAGUGCCACCAACAUAUGACUUAUCCUCACUGUUUGACCCAGUUGGGCAAACUCAAUGGAUGUUGCAGCUCCCUCAUCAGCAAACAGAUCCAUGUCAGUAUGGUGGCGGAGCCACAAGAGCGCCACCGGAGAUGUCACCUUCAGGCUCCGGGGCAGGUGGUGGUGAUGAUCUUCAAGAACUGGCUCGUGAACUUCUGCAACAACAUGCAAAUCCAACAGUCCCAUGCACACGAGCCCCCCCUUUGCCACCCGACUCCAAGUGAAACUAACUGAUCACCUGUUCAACUAGCAGUACUUGAUAAGGAAAUUAGCUCCCAAUAAUUUUGGUCCGUUUGAUAUUUCUAUGUUCAAAUAAUCUUCUUGUUAUUUUAUUUUAUUUUUUGUUUGUACUCUUUUUGCUAUUGCAAUGAAAUUUACAAUUAAUUCGUAUAUAAACAACGGUAGUUAUCAA
Messenger RNA from Olea europaea var. sylvestris, 1068 nucleotides. RefSeq names its product LOB domain-containing protein 30-like. The coding region runs from base 107 to 880 and encodes 257 amino acids. Gene Ontology annotation, biological process: hormone-mediated signaling pathway; positive regulation of DNA-templated transcription. Gene Ontology annotation, cellular component: nucleus. The transcript is spliced from 2 exons. Lineage: Eukaryota; Viridiplantae; Streptophyta; Magnoliopsida; Lamiales; Oleaceae. The record is from RefSeq and is a predicted model, not a curated record.